UGAGGGCCAGCGAGGUAGGCGGGUCGCCAUGGCGACGGCGGCGGGGCGGUGGCGGGGCGGCAUGGCGGAGCGGCGGGCGCUGGAGACCCGCCUUGUCGAGAACCAGCCGUACGACGAGAGCCUGGACCUGCCGGAGGGCGAGGAGGCGGGCGACGCGGCGGGGAGGCCGGCCGGGGCCCGCUCGCCGGGGGCGGGGGGCGCGGGCCGCCCCCGGGGUUCCCGCCGGCCGGGGCUGCCCGGGACAGGGGGCGGCGCGGCUGAUCGCAGCAGCGACGAGGAGGGCAGCGGCGGCAAGGAGGAGGCGGCGGCCCGCUCGGCCCCUGCCGCCGCCCUUAGCGAGGACGAGGACGACUCGGAGGAGGAGGAUUCCUCCGAGACCGACUCGGAGGACGACUUCGAGGAGCACGGGGCUGCGCUGGAGGGUGACUUCAAUCUAGUGGAUUAUGACUGCCUGCCAGUGUCUUCUGAAAUCAAAGAACUCUUUGAGUACAUCAAGAGGUACACUCCCAAAACAAUAGAGAUCGAGCACAAACUGCAGCCUUUUAUUCCAGACUUUAUUCCCGCAGUUGGAGACAUUGACGCGUUCCUAAAGGUUCCUCGUCCCGAUGGCAAGACUGAUAACCUUGGCCUGCUGGUCCUGGACGAGCCAUCGACGAAGCAGUCGGAUCCCACCGUGCUCUCCCUUUGGCUGACGGAGAACUCCAAGCAGCACAACAUCACCCAGCAGAUAAAAGUGAAGAGUUUGGCGAACGCAGAGAAGAACCCCAAAGCCAUCGACAGCUGGAUUGAAAGUAUCAGUGAACUGCACCGCUGCAAACCUCCUGCCACGGUCCAUUACACCAGGCCAAUGCCUGACAUCGAGACCCUGAUGCAGGAAUGGUCGCCGGAAUUUGAGGAGCUCUUGGGAAAGGUGGGCCUCCCGACUGCAGAGAUGAACUGUGACCUGGGUGAAUACGUCGACAUGAUAUGUGCCAUUCUGGACAUCCCUGUGUACAAGAGUCGGAUCCAGCCUCUGCAUAUCCUCUUCUCCCUCUACUCGGAGUUCAAGAACUCGCAGCAUUUCAAGGCCCUGGCUGACGGGAAGAAGGGCAGGAGCCCACCAUCCAACCCGCCUUCACAAGCAGCAGACGCAGAAGUGUUAAGCUUUACUUGAAGCUUCAUGUUAAACCCUCGUCUCCUGGAUCAAUGUCUGCCGCUGGACAUCAACCUUGGACCACAGCAGCCUGUGAAGCAGCGCAGGGCACUUCAGAAGCCUUCUUGGUUUUAUAGAUACUACUGAGCUGUCCUGCAUUCACGGAGUAGGACGUUACUCAUCAGAUUGCACAAGCUGCCUGACCACUCCAUUUUUGACUUGUUCCCAAAGAGUUCUGUAUUAAACCAGCUCUUCCCAA
Messenger RNA from Harpia harpyja (harpy eagle), 1391 nucleotides. It is a transcript of the gene IFT46, whose product is annotated as intraflagellar transport 46. The record is from RefSeq and is a predicted model, not a curated record. NCBI's taxonomy places the organism in Eukaryota, Metazoa, Chordata, Aves, Accipitriformes, Accipitridae. Bases 29 to 1153 code for a protein of 374 amino acids. Gene Ontology annotation, cellular component: intraciliary transport particle B; motile cilium; centrosome. The transcript is spliced from 11 exons. Gene Ontology annotation, biological process: cilium assembly; intraciliary transport.